Molecule: messenger RNA, 4439 nt
Organism: Alosa alosa (allis shad)
Lineage: Eukaryota; Metazoa; Chordata; Actinopteri; Clupeiformes; Clupeidae
Product: regulator of G-protein signaling 6-like
Exons: 18
Coding region: 625-2121 (498 amino acids)
Biological process (GO): intracellular signal transduction; regulation of G protein-coupled receptor signaling pathway; G protein-coupled receptor signaling pathway
Source: RefSeq, a predicted model, not a curated record
CAGGCACAGUGCACGCUCUGUCAGUCGCUCUGUCAGUCGCGCACAUGCCAGGGUCCUCUCUGUCUACCUGACCACACCACUUGACCGCACGGCCACCCACCACGUCCGACUCCUGUCCAGAGAGAGAGAGAGCAAGAGAGAGAGAGAGAGAGAGAGAGGAGUGUGCGUGUGUGUGUGUGUGAGAGAGAGAGAGAGUGAGACAGAGAAGAAGAGAGAAAAGAGAAAAGAAAGGAGGAACAGAAGAAGAAGAAGAAGCGAGAGACGCACAGCAGUAGCGGUGGCAAGCAGCAGCUGUUCCCUCGCUCGCUCUCUCCUCUCCUCUCCUCCACACCUCCAAAACAGCUGCACCGUUUCUCUCUCUCCCUCUCUCCUUCUCUCCUCUCCUCUCUCCCUCUACCUUUUUUUCUACCUCCACCACUCUCUCUCUCUCUCUCUCUCUCAUUUCUCCCGUCUUCUCUGCCUCUGCUCGGACCAAUUAGAUCAUGAACCCAGCGGUCGGCAGUUGCUAAGAGGGGGGGACGCGCGCCAGGAGGAGUGAACUGGACUUCACUUUGUUGCCAAGGGAGAGAAAGAGACGGUAGGCCAGCAGGUCUGCAGCAGACCAGAGCAGAACCAGGGCUAGUCAUGGCAGAGGCCAGCCCAGAGCAACUGCCCACGACUGGGCUCACUGGAGCCGCACCGGCCCCUGGAGUCACUGGAGCCUCUGGAGCCACCGACCCAGACGAAGACUCCCCCAACAUGAUCGUCUACAGGAAGAUCGAGGACAUCGUCACCAGGAUACAACAUGAGACGGAGGGAGUGCCGAUCAGAACCGUCAAGAGUUUCCUGUCCAAGAUCCCCAGUGUUGUCACAGGUACAGACAUUGUGCAGUGGCUGAUGAAGAACCUCAACAUCGAUGAUCCAGCCGAAGCCAUUCACAUCGGAAGCCUCGUCGCCGCCCAGGGCUACAUCUUCCCCAUCUCUGACCACGUCCUAACACUGAAGGAUGACGGGACGUUCUACCGCUUCCAGGCUCCAUACUUCUGGCCAUCUAACUGCUGGGAGCCUGAAAACACAGACUACGCCAUUUAUCUGUGCAAGCGGACCAUGCAGAACAAAACCAGGCUGGAGCUGGCAGACUACGAGGCAGAGAACCUAGCGAGACUGCAGCGGGCCUUUGCCAGGAAGUGGGAGUUCAUCUUUAUGCAGGCUGAGGCCCAGCUGAAGAUCGACAGGAAGAAGGACAAGAACGAGAGGAAGAUUCUGGACAGCCAGGAGAGGGCCUUCUGGGAUGUCCAUCGGCCCGUGCCAGGGUGCGUGAACACCACCGAGAUGGACAUCAGGAAGUGCCGGCGCAUGAAGAAUCCACAGAAGGUGAAGAAGUCAGUGUACGGCCUCACAGAAGACUCCCAGUCGCAGAGUCCUGUCCACACACCCUCUCUACAGGGCAGGAAGGACACCAAGGACGACGUGAAGAAGGAAAUCCUAUUUUUGAAUGCCCAGUUGGACAGACAUUGCAUGAAAGUGUCGAAGGUGGCUGAAACUCUAAUGGGUUACACGGAGCAGUAUUUGGACUACGACCCUUUCUUGACCACGCUGGAGCCUUCCAAUCCGUGGGCCAGCGACGAUCCGUCCUUCUGGGACCUGGAGGCCAGCCAGAGAAAAUGGGGUUUCUCUCUGGACGAGGCCCUGAAGGAUCCGGCAGGCCGUGACCAGUUCCUCCGAUUCCUCGAGUCAGAGUUCAGCUCGGAAAAUCUGCUGUUCUGGCUGGCUGUGCAGGAUCUGAAGCGGCGCCCCCUACAGGAAGUUGCCAGCCGAGCUCAGGACAUCUGGCAGGAGUUUCUGGCCGAGGGCGCCCCGCGCUCCAUCAACCUAGACUCCCACAGCUAUGAGCGCACCAGCCAGAACCUCAAGGACCCGGGCCGCUACAGCUUCGAGGACGCCCAGGAUCACAUCUAUAAGCUGAUGAAGAGUGACAGCUAUGCGCGUUUCCUGAGGUCCAACGCCUACCAGGAUCUCCUGCUGGCCAGAAAGAAGCUGGAGACUGAACAGGGGCGACGGACAUCGCUGGAGAAGUUCACUCGCAGCGUGGGCAAGUCUCUGACGGGGAAGAGGCUCACCAGCCUCAUGCAGUCCUCUUGACCGGGGGCUGUCAUGGACUGACCAUGCCAGAAGACGUCACACUCAGCCACUGCCCUGCAAGAGAUGCCAAAGCCACUAGGUUGCCCCAAAGGGGGUGGAUGAGCUGGUGGUGACGGGGCAAGAAGGUGACCACUGCCACAAUCAACCCAACGUCUCCUUUUUACCCCCCUUAUGCCAUCCCAUACCAGUCCACCUUCUGUUUACAGUGAUGCUCCAGUUUCCAAUAAGCACAGUGCAAUAAGUCUUCAACAAAACAACUGAAGUCACUCGUCAGUCAGGCCUCCAGGCCAACUCAGACCUCUCUCACGCACACACACACACACACACACACACACACACACAUCCUUCAUGAAGAGUGCAUAGCCAAAACAUUUUCUUUUUCCACCACUUCAACAGAUGAAGUCAUAUUCAUAACAGUCAGAUUAUGGACUGGCAAUUUUAACCUUUUUUGGAAGGAGGGUUACACAAAGUGUGACGUUUUGGCUGAGGAGUAGGACCAUGUGCCCCAUGGCUUCAAAGCAUUCCAAAUGAGUGUGCCAAGGACCAGCGUUGCGUCGGUGUUGCAUCGAGCCAAGACCAACGGACAUUAGUGUUUGGGGUCCAUAUAACGAAGACUAAGUAACCAAGAAUGAUUUCUUUUUUAAUCGCAUUCAGAUUUUUCUUAACCAUGAGUCUCCAGGCAGCCAAUACAUGGCCAAUGUAAGCCUAUUAGAAAAGUGUUUCUCAGUAGGUUAAUAGGAAACAGCUCUGGAAAUAACUGCAUGUGUUCUUCAUGGGUCAAAUGUAUGUUCAUGGGUGUUCAAAUAUUUUGGACAGACGGUCAACAAGGUUGGAACACUUUUUGUGUGGUUUUGAACCAAUUAAUGCUUUAGCCCUGAUAGUCCAAGCUACAGGUGGAUCCAUCUAAUUGUCUGAUGACCUCAAUUAUACUGCCUGAUUCAAAGCACAAUGUCUCAACCAGGUUGUCACAUAAAGACCGGUGAGGCGUACAUGUACAACAUAAAUGUAUGUAACCUAUUUUACUCAAGGUCUGUCAAACCAUCUCCUAGAGACCAUGUAUUGAUGGCUUCAUCAAACUAUAUCAAGCAGGGGCCUUGGUAACAGGUCUACGUUGUCUUGCCUGCUUCUUUCUUUCUGUUCAUAGAGUUGUAAAUAGAUUCUGAAUGUAAAAUAAAGCAUAAUUCUAAUCACAGUGUUUAGAUUUUAUAAACAAAGGUUAUCCUAGCCUGAUGGAAACUGAGGGAUAAGACUGUUCCAAGCGAGUUGGCCAUGACCUAGUGUUUCCCAUACAUUGACUUAUUUGUGGCGGUCCACCACAAUAUCAACAUUGACCACCACACAAUGAUUUUCCAGAUUGUACUAAAUUGUGCUUAAAUCUGGUUAGCAUCAUAACCACGCUGUGCUAAUUUGUUAAAAACUGUUGUAUUCAAGUUAAUUCUGCAAACCAACCACCACAAAUGGAAUUCAAUUCUGUGGGAAACACUGUGUGGGCUGGAGAAAUUCAACCGUAGACUGAACCUUUCUAUGAAAAGGACACACAGGCCUCAGCUGACUCUCGUCUAAAAAUCUGUUCAGGCUACUCAGAAGUGAGAGUAGGAAAGAUGGCACUCUGUGCCCGAUUAGCCUACAGCCGAGAGACCGAGGACCUUCAGUUGCCACUAAAGGUGAAGAGAUUAUUUGCUAAAGGUGACUCACCUGGCAGCGUCAUUGACUUCGUGGUUUUUACGAAUGAUCACAACGGACACAUGGGUACACGAGUGAUUACCGUCCACCUGCUGUGUGCUGACAUGUCAUGUCAUCUGCAAGUUCGUGCGCAGCAGUGGGAGCAUCGAUUCUAAACCAAAUGUUUGUGGUUGACUACUGCUCUCUGGUGGCGAAGAGCUGUUACUGCCAUCAGCAUCUCUGAACGUGCUGUGUGUCACGACACUGAAUGGACAGACUGUUCCAAAGCCUUUUGAUGUUAAACCUUUCAUUAGAAAUGUAUUUAAAGGCACUGUGCUAAACUGCAUUGUAUAUCGUUGUAACAUGUAUUGGAAAAAAUAACUGGUUGGUUUGCAAGAGGACUCUGAGGAAUGAUUGUUGAAAAACAUGUAUACCGGGCACACAAGCCUACAGCAUUGUAUGCUGUAUAGAGCAAUGAAGGUACAGUAGGCUAGAUGCUCUAAUGUAGAGGCACACGUGCUAUGAAGGGCACACAACUAUGCAUGGGGUUAUAUCUAAAGAAUUUUAAUGCUUCUAGUUUUUCAGUCUUGGAAAAAAGUGAAGGGUAAAUGAAAAGACUACACCACCAAAUAAACAUACAGACUGCUGUCAAAUGA